This is a messenger RNA of Caenorhabditis briggsae, 882 nucleotides long. Gene Ontology annotation, biological process: acyl-CoA metabolic process; fatty acid catabolic process. Bases 1 to 882 code for a protein of 293 amino acids. Lineage: Eukaryota; Metazoa; Nematoda; Chromadorea; Rhabditida; Rhabditidae. The record is from RefSeq and is a predicted model, not a curated record. Gene Ontology annotation, molecular function: fatty acyl-CoA hydrolase activity. The transcript is spliced from 6 exons. Gene Ontology annotation, cellular component: peroxisomal matrix.
AUGGUCACACGAACACAACUGAUUUCGGCGAUGUUAUCAAUUGAUAACAUCGAUGAUAAUAUAUACAGAUCCGAGGGACCACAUAUAGGUGGAAUAGUCGGACCGAACAGAUUGUUUGGUGGAUAUAUAGCUGCUCAAGUGUAUGAUGCUGUACGAAAUUACAAAAACAAGAUCAACGAUGAGAAAGUUAUUUUCAGCAUGCAUUAUAAUUUUGUGUCGGCAGGCGACCCCCGGAAAUUGAUUGACAUUAAAGUGAAUCAAGUGGAGGAUAUUUUUGUAGUUGAUGUCUACCAUGAAAAUAAGAGUAUUGGGUUAGCACAUAUUAAGAUUGACAGUCAUUUCCUCAAACCACCAACUUAUCCAGAAAACAUUCCACCGCUAUUGUCAAUUCCAAGUCUUGACAAAAUCAUGGCGGUGUUACCACCUUCAAAGAGAAAAGAGGAGUUGAGAUUUUUCAUGAAACAUUUCGUUUUCGAACUACGACCUGUUCACAUGAUCUCAUCUCCCGGACCCGGCGACUAUAGAGUUGUUUAUUAUGCUCGACUAGCUCCGGAAUGCACUGAUCAUGUGCGAGAAGAUGGAGGAAUGGUUGGAGUGGUGGCUCUUUCCGAUUUCUUCGUCCUACAAUCAGCACAAAAUGCUAUAAACGAAGCUGGUUACAAGAUGGCAACCGGAGCUUCACUACAUCAUAAACUAUAUUUUCAUAAAGAAAAAGUUGAGGCUAUCCAAUGGUUUCUUGUCGAGACGCGGACGGAAAUUGCCACCGGAAACAAGGCCAAGAUUUUUGGCGGUGUAUUCGAUAGCACCAAGGAAUGUGUCGUCUCUUUCAUCCAAGAAGCAUACGUGGUACCUGAGAAAAAGCCACUGGAUUCUAAAAUUUAA